Molecule: messenger RNA, 817 nt
Organism: Pseudopodoces humilis (Tibetan ground-tit)
Lineage: Eukaryota; Metazoa; Chordata; Aves; Passeriformes; Paridae
Gene: C7H14orf180
Product: chromosome 7 C14orf180 homolog
Cellular component (GO): plasma membrane
Source: RefSeq, a predicted model, not a curated record
UCUGCGCGGUGCCGCAGAGGGGUCUCCGGACGCUACUCCCUGGUCCUUCUCAUUUUCCUGGGCAAGAGGCUUUCCAUCCAAAGCUUCAUGCAGGAGGCUUCAUGUUGGCAUCCAGGGUACAUGUCCCAAAUAUGUCCAGCCUCACUUUCUGAUCCUAGUGGCAAAGAGCCACAGACAGAUGACAGUAGCUAUCCUCCUUCCAUUCUGAGGAAAAGGCCACCUGUGGACCAAGCUGUGGGGGAAAAGCGGAGAGCAGAGAGAAGGGUUCGAUUUCGUGAGCCAGAGGAAGUCAUUGAACAUGUCAUUUCCUGCUGUGACUACGUAGUGGCAGAUGACAGGACAUCAUCUGGAUUGCCUGUGCUCCUGUGGCUCUCGUUUUGUGCAGUGCUGAUUCUUGCUGUGAGCCUCUACUACACCAGCAUGAAGCAGGAUGCCAAAGUCCUGGAGGAAUUUCAAUCCCGACUUGUCAUAUUCUUCCUUCAUAUAAGACACAUUGCUCAGAGGUGCUGGACUUGGUUUAUGAGGCAGUAGCAGUGUCCUUCAGCCUGACACUGCUAAGAAACAUCAGUGCAAAGCUCCCAGCCUACUGCAGCCACAUGCAAGGAACACAUGAGCAUCUACCCCAAAGAGCAAGAAAAUCACCCCUGCUGUGCACCAUCUGGCAAACACUUGUUGUCCUUUUUCCUUCUUUGUUGUUUGGGGUUUUCUUUCACAUCAAUGAACAUUCAAACUAAUGCCUCCUCAAGUCUCCUAAGAAUUAUUUUGCAAAAGUUAAAAUAAAGCUGAGCUGUUGCACAGACACUGCUCUGGUGGUCAA